AUGUCAGAGCCUGAAACAAAUAAUGAAGAAUCCAUCAAUUUUUUUGAUGGCAUUGGCGAUGAUGAUGAAGAGUCUGAUGAUGUGAAAUCCAUAUCUUCUAAUGUUGGCAUUGAUACUAUAAAGAUUGAUGCUUUGGUCCAAGCUACUGAGACACAAAUACGAUUUCCAUCAUCUUAUCCUUCAUCCACUUCUUCUUCCAAUGUUUCAAAGCAAGAACAUCCUUUACCUCAAGUUCGCAGUUCUCUUUUUACAGUCAAUCUAAGUUCAAUCUACCAUAUCUUCACAUCAUCCUAA
Messenger RNA from Lactuca saligna, 294 nucleotides. Lineage: Eukaryota; Viridiplantae; Streptophyta; Magnoliopsida; Asterales; Asteraceae. The record is from the annotation of a GenBank genome assembly.